Camelina sativa (false flax) is the source of this 720-nucleotide messenger RNA. Lineage: Eukaryota; Viridiplantae; Streptophyta; Magnoliopsida; Brassicales; Brassicaceae. The record is from RefSeq and is a predicted model, not a curated record.
AUGAAGUGUGACCAGAUUUUUGGAGGUAAAGUUGUUGUGUUAGGAGGUGAUUUUAGACAGAUUUUGCCAGUUAUGACUGAAGGAGGAAGGGUAGCAACAGUUUUAGCAUCUAUCAACUCAUCUGUUCUUUGGAAUAGUUGUAAAGUUCUUAAACUUACCGAAAAUUUGAGACUUCGCAAAGCAUGUAAUAGUAUGGAUGCGGGUGCUCUUGCUACUUUUUCUAAGUGGCUUCUUGAUAUUGGGGAUGGCAAAAUUAACGAGUCAGAUAGUGGGGAUGUGGAGAUAGAAAUUCCGGAUGAUUUAUUAAUUAAUACAAGUGGAAAUCCUAUUGAAGCAAUAGUUAAAGAGAUCUACGGAGAACAAUUUACAAGGAGGACUGACCCAAAAUUCUUUAGUGAAAGAGCUAUUCUAAGUCCAAGAAAUGACGAUGUUGAUAAGAUAAAUCAGUUUAUGCUUACUAAGCUUCCAGGUGAGGAGAGACGAUAUCUUAGCUCUGAUAUUAUUGAAACGUCUGAUACAAGCGGACUUGAUGAUAUGAUCUACACUCAGGAAUUCCUAAAUAGUAUUCAAGAUUCAAAUGAGUCUUAUGAUCUGAGAUCAAUAGACUUAGAGUCUCAAAGAGUAAUUGAUGCUGUAAAUGCUGAAGAAGAACGUCGUAAAUCUAAUGGAGUAGAGACAUCUAACUCUCGUAAAAGACACUACAAGAAAUAUAGGUAUUGA